ACUCCACACGAGACAUGAACAUAAAAACAAUUUUUUGUAACAAAUUCUUAAAUAAAUCACUCGUGACUUCAUGGAACAAAUCUUUACGAAGGCAAUUUUGCAUUUCUUCAAAAACUUUCGAACGUCCUUUCAUCUUAGGCAUUGAAACUUCAUGCGAUGACACCGGAGCAGCUGUCGUUGAUGCCAAAGGAAACAUUUUGGGCGAUUGUGUCGCUUCCCAAUUAAGACAACAUCUCGCUUUUGGAGGAAUAAUUCCGCCCGUCGCUGCGGAGUUGCACAGACAAAACAUCGAAAAAGUCGUCAACACAGCAUUGAGCGAUUCUGGAUUGAAAAUUGAGGAAAUUGACAGCAUCGCAGUGACAAAUCGACCUGGAUUGGCACUUAGUUUGUCCGUGGGACUUCGAUACGCGAAGCAUUUGGCACGAAAACAUGGCAAAUCUCUCAUCCCAAUUCAUCAUAUGGAAGCUCAUGCGUUAACGGUGCGAAUGGAAAACGAUGUGCCGCUGCCUUUUUUGAGUCUUCUCGUUAGCGGAGGACAUUGUUUGUUGAGCAUUUGCAAGGAAAUCGAUAAAUUUCUGCUUUUGGGUGAAUCAAUCGAUGACGCGCCCGGCGAAGCUUUCGACAAAAUCGCGCGUCGCAUGAAACUUCGCAACUUGGUUGAGUUUCGGAACAUGAGCGGCGGUCAAGCGAUCGAAAUUGCGGCGUCGCGAGCCGAUAAAAGUCGCGAAUUUGAUUUUCCUCUGCCGCUUGCGAGAUCAAGAGACUGCCAAUUUAGCUUCUCCGGACUGAAAAACACCGCAAAUCGCUUUACUUACUUCCAAGAACGAGAACAUGGGACUGCCAAAGAUGACGUUUUUCCGGGAUACGAAAAUCUUUGUUUGGGUCUUUUGAAAGGCAUCACUCGCCAUAUUUGUCAUCGAACGCAACGAGCAAUCGAGUUUUGUGAAGAUCAAAAAAUUUUGGGGGAAAAUCGAAUUUUGGUCGUUUCAGGCGGAGUUGCUUGUAAUGAUUUUUUGUUCACCGCAGUGAGUCAGCUGGGCGAGCAAUAUGGAUACAAAGUUCUGAGACCGAGAAGGAAACUUUGCACCGAUAAUGGAGUGAUGAUAGCGUGGAAUGGCAUCGAGAGGUACAAGAUAAAAAGUGAUGUUUUGGAGAAUUUUGAGCACGUGAUGCCUUUGGGAAAAUGCAAAUUAGGCGAAAGUUGGUUAGAUAAAGUCAGUAAAAGACAAUUGGCAUGUAAAUGGGCGAAAAUUCCCAUUUUAAGGGAUGAAGAAUGAAAUUUUUCUGGAAAAAAUGAAUUUUUUAAAUUAUUUAAGACGCCAAAAAAAAUGUAGAAAUGACAAAAAAAAAAUAAAAAUAAAAAAAAAUCUAACAACAUUUAUUUUUUUUAUUCAAUUUUCGAUUUUUAUUUAAAAAUAUUGAAAAAAAAAAUUUA
This is a messenger RNA of Culicoides brevitarsis, 1435 nucleotides long. Its product is annotated as probable tRNA N6-adenosine threonylcarbamoyltransferase, mitochondrial. The coding region runs from base 15 to 1277 and encodes 420 amino acids. The record is from RefSeq and is a predicted model, not a curated record. The transcript has 2 exons. Gene Ontology annotation, biological process: tRNA threonylcarbamoyladenosine modification. Gene Ontology annotation, cellular component: mitochondrion. NCBI's taxonomy places the organism in Eukaryota, Metazoa, Arthropoda, Insecta, Diptera, Ceratopogonidae.